AUGGCAUAUGCCAGUCCUCGGACAGAUACUUCGACUGAUGCUGACACCGAAGAUAAGAAUUUGAGGUACCGAAACAAUCAAAUGCAGACUGCAAUGGGUUCUGAUGGUAGUGAUAUGUCUAGAGAUCAAAAGACUCUACGUAGGCUUGCUCAAAAUCGUGAAGCCGCUAGAAAAAGCCGUUUGAGAAAAAAGGCUUAUGUUCAACAGCUAGAAAGCAGCAGAAUGAAAUUAACACAGCUUGAGCAAGAGCUCCAACGGGCAAGGCAGCAGGGUGUAUAUAUUUCAAGUGCUGGAGAUCAAUCUCAAACCGUUGGAAAUGGUGCCUUGGCCUUCGACGUGGAAUAUUCACGGUGGCUUGAGGAGCACAACCGGCGGAUUAAUGAGCUGAGAGGUGCCGUGAGUUCGCACACUGGGGAUGCCGAGCUGCGGAUAAUAGUCGAGGGAAUAUUGUCACAGUAUGACGAAAUAUUUAGGAUAAAAGGGGAUGCUGCAAAGUCUGACGUGUUUCACAUUCUUUCAGGCAUGUGGCAAACGCCCGCCGAGAGGUGCUUCCUCUGGCUUGGUGGGUUUCGCUCCUCCGAGCUUCUUAAGCUUCUUAUUAAUCAGUUGGAGCCGUUGACCGAGCAGCAAUUGUUGGCCAUCAAUAAUUUGCAGCAGACAUCUCAGCAGGCGGAAGAUGCGCUGUCACAAGGCAUGGAGGCUUUGCAGCAGUCGUUGGCCGAGACAUUAGCCGCUACUCUUAACCCUUCUGGAAAUGUUGCCAAUUACAUGGGACAAAUGGCAAUGGCUAUGGGCAAGUUGGGAACGCUUGAUGGCUUUAUUCGUCAGGCUGACAAUUUACGGCAGCAAACCCUUCAGCAAAUGCACCGCAUACUGACAACACGGCAGUCGGCACGGGCCCUCCUUUCUAUCAGCGAUUACUUCUCUCGGCUUCGGGCCCUAAGCUCGUUGUGGCUCGCACGCCCUCGGGAUUAA
This is a messenger RNA of Striga hermonthica, 975 nucleotides long. The record is from the annotation of a GenBank genome assembly. NCBI's taxonomy places the organism in Eukaryota, Viridiplantae, Streptophyta, Magnoliopsida, Lamiales, Orobanchaceae.